Messenger RNA from Pelodiscus sinensis (Chinese soft-shelled turtle), 2925 nucleotides. The record is from RefSeq and is a predicted model, not a curated record. Lineage: Eukaryota; Metazoa; Chordata; Testudines; Trionychidae.
GUCUGAAAUAUUGGCCUGUCUCCUUCCCCCAACCUGCUUCAGUGCAGGCAGGGUGUGUUGGCCUGGGAAUGAUAGGCCAGGUAGGCUUGGUUGGCAUGGCAGAGUCCUUGUCCUGGAGGAGAACAUGAAGAUGGAAGUGAGAAUCCAACCAGCUGCCUCCUUCGACAUUCCGUGUUGUAUGAUGCGAGAAAGUAGAUUUUUCACUCCACAGCUCAGCCCUCCAGUACCUGCUGCCACGGUGUUUAUCAUGAGCUUUGCUAUUUAUUUGCAUUAUCAUAGCGCCCCAGAGUCCACUGUGCUGGACAAAUAUGGAGGGAGCACAAUACUCCUUGGUACUCCCCCCCCCCCAUAUGUGUCUCUUCGUAUGCUGGUGUUUGGGUUCCUAACUUUGUGUGUCACCCUGAGAGCUGGGCUGAGGACAGUUGAAAAGCUGACACUCAAACAACUGCAGGCAAAGCAAUUUUCACUUUUUUUUUAAAUGAGGCAAAGGGACUUUUGCCUUCUUCUCUAUUCGGUUUUUAACAUUAACGUUUUGUUUCAGAUUCAGUAAUGGUGGAUAGAGUGACACUGCAGAAAAACCUGCAGGGCUUAGGGACAGGGACUGUUUGUAAACGGCUUCUGACUGUGGAAGGCAGAUGUGAUCCGCAUGCAGCGCUUUCUACCCUCCCAAUGUGGGCGGGGAGGGGGGCUCGUAUGCACUCCCUUUUGCAGCUGUAGCAGAGCAGCCCCCUGCCUGGUAUUUGCAGACUUGAUUUCCACUGGUGUCAUGUGAUUUGCACCAGGGCACCUCACUCCAGUUUCAGACUAAUGCAGCAAGUUGCACGUUGACUUGGCCAUGGUGCAAAUCCCCCAGUGGUGGAUAUCCCAGGGUAGACAAAGGCAGAGUAUCACAAGCCCCAUGACUAUCUCUGUGUUACUUGUGAGGAAGAAGAGAUCUUGCCCGGGGAAUUAUUGGCAGACUAGGGGUAGAAUUUGGGAAUUCAUGGAUGCUGAGUUUCUGUCCAUAACACUAGAUGUACUGUUUGGAGCCCAAGGGGCGUGAAUAGCAGGGUGGAUCCUAGGUCUAGUCUGCAGGUUGGUUCCUAGCCUGGUAGUCCUCAGGACAGUGUGGGCUGAAUCUAGACUCUGGCCCCUUUCAAGGCCAGGGUCUCGCUUAGUACCAGUGCCAGGGCUGUACCAAACUGGGGGGAGUGCACUGAGCUGGCUGCUCGUUCCAGGGCUCUGUCCAAUGUUGCAUUUUGUGUAACGUGGUUAGAGCAGGCUGGAAUCUGCGGGGUCUUAUUUCAUUUGCCGCCCUGCUCUGGGAGCAGAGCUGGGAGCUGCGCCAGGGCUUGUGGGUAGCCCUACACGUCCGCUUCAGCCUGGUGGGCUGUUUGCGUCCGAGCUUACUGGCCAGGCUGUGCUGCCCUGACUGUAUUAAGAGCUCUCUUGGCUCGCGGGGGGUGUGGCGUCUUGGGAGAUAAACUCAGGUUCUGGCCAGUUACAAAGUCCAGUGGAAGGCCCCACAGUUAGGCUGUUCCUUCUUUGCAGUAACACUUGCAUGCCAGCACCUUUCCAACUAUGUAAGACUGCACCUACUCCAAGGGACUGAGAGCUGAAUGUCGAAGGUUCUGAACGAUGGCCGUGUGGAUCCAGGCCCAGCAGCUGCAGGGAGAGGCCCUGCGCCAGAUGCAGGCGCUCUACGGCCAGCACUUCCCCAUCGAGGUGCGGCAUUACCUGUCCCAGUGGAUCGAGAGCCAGGCAUGGGACUCCAUCGACCUCGAUAGCCCCCAGGAGAACAUGAAAGCCGCCCAGCUGCUGGAGGGGCUGAUCCAGGAGCUGCAGAAGAAGGCAGAUCACCAAGUGGGCGAGGACGGCUUCUUGCUGAAGAUCAAGCUGGGACACUAUGCCACACAGCUGCAGGUUGGUCCCCGGAGCCGCCCUGUCCCCCCGUGUCCUGCCAGGGCCGCCCACUCGCCUCCCCGCCGGGCCCAGUUCUCCCAGCUCUCCCAGCUGGGCCCCCAGGAGCGCAUGUCCCGCGAGACGACGCUGCAGCAGAAGAAGGCGUCGCUGGAGGCCUGGCCGCACCGGGAGACGCGGACCAAUUUCGGGCCCACCGUGCGGCUGCUGGUGGGGGGGAAGCUGAACGUGCACAUGAACCCGCCCCAGGUGAAGGCCACCAUCAUCAGCGAGCAGCAAGCCAAGGCCCUGCUGAAGAACGAGAGCACCCGCAACGAGAGCAGCGGGGAGAUUCUGAACAACUGCUGCGUGAUGGAGUACCACCAGGGCACGGGCACCCUGAGCGCCCACUUCAGGAACAUGGUGAGAGCCGGGCCGCAGGCCCCGCCCCCUCCUCCCGCCCCGGCCCGCCUCUCACGCCCUCUCCUCUGGAGCCGCCUGACCCUGGCCCCGCGUCCCCUCCGGCAGGGCCGGGUGCCGUUCGCCGUGCCCGACAAGGUGCUGUGGCCCCAGCUGUGCGAGGCCCUCAACAUGAAGUUCAAGGCGGAGGUGCAGAGCAGCCGGGGGCUGACCAAGGAGAACUUGCUCUUCCUGGCCCAGAAGCUCUUCAGCAGCAACAGCCCCCAGCUGGAGGAGUUCAGCGCCAUGGCCGUCUCCUGGUCCCAGUUCAACCGGGUGAGCCUGCCCGCCGGGCCGGGCAAACAUCGUGCCUCUGAGGCCCCUCCAUGGCACCCCGUGGCCCCGGAUGCCACGUUUCACAGGCGCCUCUCUGCUGUUGUGUUUCUAGCUGAGCGGAUGUUUUGGAACCUCAUGCCUUUCACGACCCGAGACUUCUCCAUCCGCUCGCUGGCCGACCGCCUGGGCGACCUCAAUUACCUCAUCUACGUCUUCCCUGACCGGCCCAAGGACGAGGUCUUCUCCAAGUACUACACGCCAGUGCUCUGUGAGUCUGGGGCGCGCCCCCCUCCUCCUCCAGCACGCUUCUAG